Lodderomyces orthopsilosis Co 90-125 is the source of this 429-nucleotide messenger RNA. NCBI's taxonomy places the organism in Eukaryota, Fungi, Ascomycota, Pichiomycetes, Serinales, Debaryomycetaceae. The record is from the annotation of a RefSeq genome assembly.
AUAGUGCGCACUUCAACAAAAACAUACGCAGGGAAAAAUCUACUUGUGAGAAAAAUCCUCUGUUCCUUUUUGAAAGCUCCAUAUAACCUUUAUCACAACAAGACAAGAUGGGUGAACGUUCCAAAAACCAGAAGAACCUACUGUAAAGGUAAAGAAUGUCGUAAACACACCCAACACAAGGUCACUCAAUACAAAGCUGGUAAAGCUUCAUUGUUUGCCCAAGGUAAGAGAAGAUAUGACAGAAAACAAAAGGGUUAUGGUGGUCAAACCAAGCCAGUUUUCCACAAAAAGGCAAAGACUACCAAGAAAGUUGUUUUGAGAUUGGAAUGUGUUGUCUGUAAGACCAAGGCUCAAUUGGCUUUGAAGAGAUGUAAACAUUUCGAAUUGGGUGGUGACAAGAAACAAAAGGGUCAAGCUUUACAAUUCUAA